GAAACUCAGAGCUCAGUUGCCUCAGACAACCUUGCUGUAAGCUUCAUGGAGAAUGUUCUCCCUUUCCUGAGAAGUCAUACUAAGUCAUGGCUGAGCUCUGGCUCCACAUUCUUGGAUAUAGAUUCCAAAUGCACCUUCCUGAGUGCGGUGGGAUUGCUCCUUCUUUUAUUUUGUUUUCUGUUGCUGAAAUCAUUUUUAUCAGCCCUCUGGAGAAAUAGAGAACUCUCAAAGAAUCGUAAUGGGAACAAGCAGACGAGGAGAGAUGGAAGAGAAAAAGGUUGGAGGACGAGCCAACAAGAAGCAGAGAGGAAGAAAUUGUUUUCGACUCUGAAAAGCCACCGUGACACCACACGCUGUGGACAACUGCUGUAUCCAGACUCACUCUGUGAGGUGUGUCACACCACAGCUUCUGAGGCCAGUCAUCUGUUCUCUCAGGUCACCUCUCUAGCAGACUCCCUGUCACCCUCAGCGCUGGCCGGACCUGUGCCAAGGGAGCCUAGUCCUCCCUCAGAGCCCAAAUUUCCAACGGACUGCUGCCCACUGGAACCGAUUCUCUCUCCCCUUCUGCCAGCACAUCACACGCAGGAAGCAGAACUUGUUCUCCAGCCAGAAGCUGCUCAGUCUCUUUUUGAUAGCCUUGGUGACUUUUUCACUCAUGACCUAAAUUCUGCUGAAGCCUCCUUUGGGGAACCCCACCAUAGAAAACCUAGAAACCUUAGGUUUCUCAGCCCUGACACUCAGGCCCUCCUGAAGAGAGAACAGAAAAAGACAAAUGACUUGAUGGCUUUCCUAACAAGAAAGCUUUUGUCUUCCCAGACUAGAGUUUAAUCGCAAACCAGACCCAAUAAGCUGCACACACCCGCACACGGACACAUGUAUUUCUUACGAGGAUUGGGGUGCAUGCAAUGAGUAAGAAGUUUUGGGAGGGCUGUUGUCUUUACACUUUUUCCUGGAGUUUGAAGUUCACAGGAUAUAUAUCUGUCAAGGGAAGACAUAUAUAAAAUUGAAGAGAGAAUUUCAAGCUGUAACCCACAAGCAUGAGCAGGAGCUCAGGAGAGUAACUGAAACCAGUGUCAUCUCUUACGGGCGCUGACCUUGGUGCUGAGAGCACUCUGAAGAUCUCAAAACCCGAGACCCUUUCUUCCGGGGUUACACACACAUCUGGAGCAAAAGUUGUGGAGCUUGAAAUAAAGAGAUGGAUAUUGU
Chinchilla lanigera (long-tailed chinchilla) is the source of this 1206-nucleotide messenger RNA. Its product is annotated as putative spermatogenesis-associated protein 31D3. The record is from RefSeq and is a predicted model, not a curated record. Bases 46 to 828 code for a protein of 260 amino acids. The transcript is spliced from 5 exons. NCBI's taxonomy places the organism in Eukaryota, Metazoa, Chordata, Mammalia, Rodentia, Chinchillidae.